Messenger RNA from Tuber aestivum (summer truffle), 756 nucleotides. The record is from the annotation of a GenBank genome assembly. NCBI's taxonomy places the organism in Eukaryota, Fungi, Ascomycota, Pezizomycetes, Pezizales, Tuberaceae.
AACGAGCAAGAUCUACAAGUAGAAACCGCCGUACCUACCUACCGCAUCGUGCUCUUCGCGAUAACUGCCGUCGCUUGAUGUUUGAGGCUGCAGCUUAUACUCCCUGGCACAAUACCGUCCAGGGCGAUACGGUGCUCUACGAGCUAUUCUACCGUACCGGUGCAGCACCAGUGCUGUGCUCUACUGUGUUGGUCCAGAGAAAAGUGGGGCGGUUUUCGUCCACGGCAGUUUGUCACUGCCGAUGUGGGUACCGGUACUCGUACUAUCGUAUCAUAGCUUAUUCUAUCAUAUCGUACUCCCCCCCGGCAAAAGAUCGCCGGACUGGCUUCUUAGGAUCCAGCUAUUUUUCCUUUUAUCCCGCCCCCCUGUGUGCCGACUUUGUGGGAACUUGUUAUUGCUGCGGGGAAGGAUGGAAGGAGGGAAGUCCUGUCUUGAGUUUGGGAUCGACCGGCCCUUCCUUGACUUUUCUUUUCGGUUUCGGACGCCGGGUGGAUGGGUGGAUGCGAGUGGGAAAGGGAAGGAGCUUUCUCCCUCUUCGCUUUGGCUUUGAGUCGAAGUUGGAUUUGAAUUUUGUCUUUAUCGGUAGCAGUGAUAUCUACAUGUACGAAUGGCUGGGGGAUGAAAGGGGGAAGGAAAAAAAAAAAAAGUACAAUCGUAUUGUGCUGUGGUUCAAUUCGAUACCGGUAUUUUGACAUUUCAAACUUAUUCGACUUCAUUUUUAUUUCCGAGAUGUAAGAAAAGAUAGAAAAAAAGAGC